Molecule: messenger RNA, 3263 nt
Organism: Aricia agestis (brown argus)
Lineage: Eukaryota; Metazoa; Arthropoda; Insecta; Lepidoptera; Lycaenidae
Product: 25S rRNA (cytosine-C(5))-methyltransferase nop2
Exons: 6
Coding region: 141-2729 (862 amino acids)
Biological process (GO): rRNA base methylation; maturation of LSU-rRNA
Cellular component (GO): nucleolus
Molecular function (GO): RNA binding; rRNA (cytosine-C5-)-methyltransferase activity
Source: RefSeq, a predicted model, not a curated record
AAAAUUGCCGAAACUUGUGUUUCGGCUUUCGCACACGUGUGUUGUAUUUUUAUUUAAUUUCAUGGUUAUGUUAAUCACAUUUUCCUAAUACCAAGUGCUCUAUUAAUACCAAAACGUUAUAAAAGUAAUUUACCCGCAUAAUGGGUCGGAAAGCUAAGUUUGACGAAACUAAAAAAGUUAAGAAAGGACCCGGGAGAAAAGCACGCAAACAGCCAGAUCCAGUUUUUAAAAAAGGACUUAUUGAUGAUGACAAAGAAGACAAAAAGCUGAGCCACAGACAAAAGCAAAGACUAGCGCGGAGAACUAAAAAGAAAAAGGAGUUGAUUGAAAAAAAGAAAGCUCUUAAGCAAGCAAAAAAGAAUGUGUCUAAACAAACUGAAGAAGUUAUUAAAGAUGAGUCAGAAGAAAUGUCAAAAGAUGAAAGCCCCAAAGGUUUCAAAGAUGACAAUAGCGAGUGGCUAAAGAUAAAAAAGAAGUCAAAAGAAGAAAGUGAUGGUGAUGAGUCAGGGAGUGAUAAUGAUGAUGAGGUGGGGAGUGAUGAGGAAGAGGAACAGGGGUCAGAACAAGAGGAUUCUGAUGGUGAAGAGGACGCAGAAAAACCUAAAAAUGAAAAGUAUAAGGUUGGCUCCCUAGAUGACCUAUUUAAGGAUACUGAUGAUGAAGAAGCCAAAGAUGAUGAGGCUUCAGAUGAUGGGUCAGAAAAGGUGGGCAAACUUGCCUACAACAGCUCUGAUUCUAGUGAUGACGACAAUAAAGAUGAUGAUGAUGGUGAUGAUGACAUGCUGCCAAUAGAAAAAGCAAACAUUAAGCUCACAAGAAAACAGAAACUAGACAAGAAACUAGCUGAUGAAGAAAUGCAGCUUAACAUUGCUAAACAAGAUGUAUUCGCUUUUCCAUCUGAAGAGGAACUACAAAAUCCAGCUAGUCUUCAAGAUGUUCUUCAGAGGAUAAAAGAUAUAGUUACCGUUUUAGGUGAUUUUAACCGAUUAAAGGAGGAUGGAAGAUCACGCUGUGAGUACACAGAUCUGCUACUAAAGGAUCUCUGUAUAUAUUACAGUUACAAUGAGUUUCUCAUGGAAAUUCUAAUGCAGAUAUUCCCUGUUCAAGAAUUAGUGGAAUUCCUAGAAGCGAGUGAGGUGGCGCGUCCAUUAACUAUUCGUACAAACAGUUUGAAAACUAGACGACGUGAUUUGGCCCAGGCACUUAUCAACAGAGGCGUCAAUUUAGAUCCAGUGGGCAAAUGGAGUAAAGUUGGUCUAGUGAUAUACAGUUCUACAGUACCUAUUGGCGCUACACCUGAGUAUUUGGCGGGGCAUUAUAUCUUACAAGGAGCGUCAAGUUUCUUACCAGUCAUGGCAUUGGCACCACAGGAGAAUGAGAGGAUACUCGACAUGGCCGCAGCUCCAGGCGGCAAAGCUUCACACAUAGCUGCCAUCAUGAAAAAUACUGGUGCUUUGUUUGCCAAUGAUGCAAAUAAAGAAAGAACUAAAGCCAUCGUCGGCAACUUCCAUAGGCUGGGGAUUGUUAAUGCUGUUAUUUGCAACUAUGAUGGUAGAGAAUUCCCAAAUGUUAUUAAAGGGUUCGACCGAGUUCUGUUGGAUGCUCCCUGCACUGGUACCGGUGUUAUAGCCAAAGAUCCCAGUGUCAAAACUACGAAAGAACCUAAAGAUAUCCAGAGGUGCUUCAAUCUGCAGAGGCAGCUGCUUCUAGCAGCUAUCGACUGCUGUAAUGCUAAAUCUAGUACAGGUGGUUACAUUGUAUACUCGACCUGCUCAAUUUUACCAGAAGAGAAUGAAUGGGUAGUAAAUUAUGCUCUUAAAAGAAGAAACGUUAAGUUGGUUCCUACUGGUCUAGACUUUGGAACAGAAGGUUUUGUAAAAUAUAGGCAUCACAGGUUCCAUCCGUCUCUGAAGUUAACAAGAAGAUUUUAUCCUCAUACACACAAUAUGGAUGGAUUCUUUGUAGCUAAAUUAAAGAAGUUCUCAAAUGUCAUUCCACAACCAUUCAAAGAUGAAGAUGAUGAGGAAGAAUUGGACAAAGAAGUUAAAGUAAAUGGAGAUGCAUCAAAUGAGGAGACGGAGGAGAAUGGAACAAAGACACCAACCAAGCGGGCAGCUGAACCCACUGAGACUGAACCCCAAAACAAAAAGGCCAAACCAGAUGCAGUGAAGAGUUCAACGCCUACUGUGAAUGGAGUCGAAAAAAGUGGUGGUAGAAAAAAGAAGAACAAAAAGAAAAACAAAAAUAAAAAUCUGAAUGGCGCUAAUGCUCAAGUAAGUGAAAACUCAAAUGUUGCAACAAAUUCCCAGAAUUCUAGUAAAAAAGAGGGAAAGGGUAAGAAAAAUAAAAAUAAACAACAAAAAUUAGAUAAAAACAAAGACUUAGGAGAAAAGAAUGAAAAGAAAGCAAAACAAAUUAAACCUAAAGCUCAAACACAAAAUGUUUCAAUAAACAGUGAAAAAAAAGAAAACAAAGAAGCUACAGUGAAUCAAACAAACAGUCCAGAUAAGAAGAAGAAAAAUAAGAAUAAGAAGAACAAAGCACCUGCCAAUAUUCAAACUCAAACUCUUAGCCCUCUGAAAGAACAAGGAAAAAUUACAUCGCAAGUAGAAGUUAAUGCAGCAAAGAAAUUAAAAAAUUUCAACAAGAAGCAAAAGAAGAAGAUUGGACAGCUAAACAAACAGGGUAGUGCAGAUAAAAAUAAGCGAAAAAUGAAGCAGAAGAAAUAGAUUAUUGAAAAUAAUUUAAAUAUUAUAAUUUAAGCGUAUUUUAGGGACCUAUCAGACAGAGAACAGUCACGCAGUCAAGCAUUCAAGCGGUCAGUUUUGCGUACUUUGUGUUGUCCUCUGUUAUAUAGAGAUAUUCGCAGAAGGCUCCCUAUGCCUUCUGACCGCGUCAGAAUUCCUUCUGUGUGAUUGACAGCUCGAACGCAGAAAGCUUGAACGCGUGACCGCUCUUUGUCUAAGGUCCCUUAAUCAAAAAUGACUAUCACAUCGUCAGAAAUUGUACACGCCAAAUCGGUAACAUUUUUAUAGAUGUAACCGCCAAAUCUUUAUGGGAAUUAUUCUGUUUUUCAAAACCAUUUGAACUAUUCUAAACCUUUUGACUCAUGUUAUAGAGUAAACAUAAGUGUUCCAGUUCGACAUGAAAGGACAUUAGGCUAUUUAGCGCGUCUAAAAAAUCUCAACAAUAUACAGCAUAGUUCUAAAUAUCAUGGUACCAUCGAGGAAAUUGAUUCCUAGGCAGUUGAUGGACCUACGUCA